Molecule: messenger RNA, 1073 nt
Organism: Rosa rugosa (rugosa rose)
Lineage: Eukaryota; Viridiplantae; Streptophyta; Magnoliopsida; Rosales; Rosaceae
Product: membrane-anchored ubiquitin-fold protein 3-like
Exons: 5
Coding region: 443-805 (120 amino acids)
Molecular function (GO): protein binding
Source: RefSeq, a predicted model, not a curated record
AGCCAAAGAUCCGUAAUUUCUCAUUGUUCUCUUUCUUUUCGCUCUGGGGGGAUUCGAUUCUCUUUUACGAUUUGCGAAGAAGAUGAAGAAGCCCAAUUACGCAGAAUGCGAGACUCUUAAUUAGAAAUCCAGGGUCUUCUAAAUCUCGCCCCAAUUUUUCACGCCUCGAAAUUUCGUUCAUGCUUGGAAAAAUUACACUGAGAGAGAGAGGGGGGGUUUGAUAGGACUGCUGGAAGCAGUGGAAGGGUCAUAUGAGGUGCUUACUUGGCUGGAUUGGUUCUGAUUCUGCUGAUUCAGAUGUAAAGCCUUUGAUUGUUCUUGAUCGAUUUCGUGAAUUCGCUGAGGUGGGUUGGGGGAGAUUGGAUUUUUUUAGUGGGAAUUGUGUGGUUAGGGUUUCAAUUUGGGAGUGGAGGGGGAGGGGUUUGUUAGUGUAGUAAAAAUCAUGUCUCAGAGAGAGGAGCGCAUUGAGCUUAAGUUCAGGAUUUAUGAUGGAACAGAUAUUGGGCACAGUUCUUAUGCGCCUUCCAUGACUGUAGCUACUCUUAAGAAAAGGCUACUUUCUGAGUGGCCUCAAGCCAAAACAGUGACACCCAAGACAGUGAAUGAAGUGAAACUGAUACAUGGUGGGAGAGUUUUAGAGAAUACUAAGACACUUGCUGAUUCCAAAAUAAUGUCCUUUGGUAACUUACCUGGUGGUGUUAUAACCAUGCAUGUGGUAGUUCAGCCUACUGUUGCUAAAGAGAAGAAAGCUAAAAACCAGAAGGAUAUGCAAAAGAUGAAUUCAUGCUCGUGUACCAUUCUUUAAUCUUGGAAGGCAGGCCCUUGACUCCGUGGCUGCCAUUGCAGAGGAGUGAGGACCGCGUUUCUCACACGCUUCUUCCUUUCUGAUGUAAUUGAUUGCGGUGCGGAAUUUAGAUCACAUCUCUAUAGUGAUUCAAGUUGCCUUUGUUUAAUUAUGUCAAACUUGUAGCACUGCAGUGAAUCUACAAAGAUUUUGACUUGCUUCAUUUGUCUGAGCUUAAAGUUGUACAAGGAGAUCGAGAUUUCUAAAGAUGCUUUCUUGUUUUUCUUUC